Molecule: messenger RNA, 1551 nt
Organism: Aspergillus glaucus CBS 516.65
Lineage: Eukaryota; Fungi; Ascomycota; Eurotiomycetes; Eurotiales; Aspergillaceae
Product: putative ubiquinone biosynthesis monooxgenase (Coq6)
Exons: 2
Coding region: 1-1551 (516 amino acids)
Biological process (GO): ubiquinone biosynthetic process
Cellular component (GO): mitochondrion
Molecular function (GO): FAD binding; 2-octaprenyl-6-methoxyphenol hydroxylase activity; oxidoreductase activity, acting on paired donors, with incorporation or reduction of molecular oxygen, NAD(P)H as one donor, and incorporation of one atom of oxygen
Source: RefSeq, a predicted model, not a curated record
AUGCGUCCCGUUGCUUGUUCAGCGCUUCGUUUGUGCGUCCGCUCCCCGUGCCGACCUGGGGCAUUUGCCGUACAGAGAAGGGGCUUCGCCUCGAAACCCGACCAAGCCCCCGAGAUCUACGAUGUUGUUUGUGUCGGAGGAGGCCCUGCAGGUCUGGGGUUAUUGGCGGCGCUGCGGGCAUCGCCUGCGACCUCGAAACUCCGGGUAGCCCUCGUCGAAACCCAGGACCUCCGCAAGGCCCGCGCGUGGAAUUCCGCACCGCACGAGUUCUCCAACCGGGUUAGCAGCUUGACACCAUCGUCUGUGUCUUUCCUGCAGCGGAUUGGUGCGUGGGACUACUUGGAUGCCACCCGCGCACAGAACUAUCAGGAAAUGAAGGUGUGGGAUGGCGAAACAGGGUCGCGGUUAUCGUUCGAUUGGUCGAUGGAGACAUCGCCGUUUGAAGAUCUCCGCACUGUUGCGACGAUGACAGAGAACGCUAACCUGGUCCGUUCGCUACUCUCGCGGAUCGAGGCGUCUGGGGACGAGAACCUGUCCAUCUUCGCCAAUUCGACCGUCUCGUCCAUCGAAAACGGUACAAACUACCAUCCCGAUGGGCCUAAUCUGUCGGCUUGGCCCGUCCUCUCCAUCUCCCCAACCCAACAGCAACAGCAGCAACAGCAGCAAAAGCCAUCACGGAUUGCGGCCAGACUUCUUGUGGGCGCAGAUGGCAUCAACAGCCCUGUCCGUCGCUUCGCAGAUAUCAACACGGAUGGUUGGGACUACGGCCGACAGGGCGUGGUUGCAACGUUAGCCCUGUCAGACCCAGCCCCUGCUCCAUUCCCACUGGGCACGAGAACGGCAUUCCAACGUUUCCUGCCGUCACUUGGAGGCCCAAUUGCCCUUCUACCGCUGCCAAACAACCACGCAACGCUGGUGUGGUCAACCACCCCCGAAAACGCAGCGUACCUCAAGUCCCUCGCCCCCAAGGCCUUCAUCGCCAUGGUAAACGCCGCCUUCCGUCUCGAAAUGGCAGACCUGAAAUACAUGAUGCGCAUGGAGCGCCCACCCUCCACCUCUGUCGCAGACACAGAGAACCUGCACGAGAGCGAACUCGUCUGGCGUCUCCAGCACACCCCGCUUCCAUCCCACAUCCCUCCUAUGGCCACAGGCGUCCAAGAAGGCAGCAUCGCGUCUUUCCCGCUCCGCUUCCGUCACGCCUCCACCUACGUGUCGCCGCGGGUUGCGCUGGUUGGUGAUGCAGCGCACGUCGUGCACCCGUUGGCCGGCCAGGGUCUCAACCUCGGUCUUGGCGAUGUGGCGUCAUUGUCGAAUACCAUUGAAUACGCGGUUACCCACGGCAUGGACAUGGGUGAUAUCCUCACGCUGGAGCGGUAUAGCGCGGAGAGGUACGGUAUUAACGCUAAGAUUGGGGGCGUGUGUGAUAUGCUGCAUAAAUUGUAUAAUGUGCCGGGACAAGGACCUGUCACUUGGGCUCGUAGCCUCGGCGUAGAGGCUAUUGAGCGGUUGCCCUUCGUUAAGGCGUUCUUGAUGCGCAACGCAGAGAGUUGA